Messenger RNA from Populus nigra (black poplar), 2777 nucleotides. Its product is annotated as probable inactive leucine-rich repeat receptor-like protein kinase At3g03770. The record is from RefSeq and is a predicted model, not a curated record. The transcript is spliced from 7 exons. Lineage: Eukaryota; Viridiplantae; Streptophyta; Magnoliopsida; Malpighiales; Salicaceae. Gene Ontology annotation, biological process: protein phosphorylation. Gene Ontology annotation, molecular function: protein binding; protein kinase activity; ATP binding. Bases 313 to 2580 code for a protein of 755 amino acids.
CUGCUUUGCUUUGGCUCAUAACUUUAAUGCAAAGCUUUCAGGGCAUGGUUUAUAUGUUUAAUGCAGGCAUAUAACUCUGCUUAUGUGGUGGUUAAAGGUCUUAAUAAUCUCUCAUGGUUUUCCUUGGGACUUAGAAAAAAGCAAGCACCCUGUCCAAUUUCCGCCACAAAGGAAAGUAAUUGGAGUCUAAUUUAGAAGAAGCGAGUGCAAUCAUUGCCUUUCUUUGGUAAAAAGCUUACGUUAUGGAAAAGCCUCUUUAAAUCCUUGUAAAAUUCAUAUCCCAACAAACUACUAUUGCAUUCGAUAGUUUUGAUGGCAAAACCAGUUCACUAUCCAUGCUAUCUUCAUCUCUUGUUUCUUAUCCUUUCUUUUCAUCGGUCAAGCCAGCUGCAGCCCUUUCAGUCUCAGUCCCUUCUGAGAAUCCAGCAGCUUCUUAACUACCCAUCUUUCUCGGCCAGCUUUGACAACACCACAGAUUUCUGCAACAUUGAACCAACUCCAUCUCUAACUCUAGUGUGCUAUGAAGAUAAUAUAACACAGCUUCACAUUGUAGGAAGUAGUGGGGUUCCUCCAAAUUUCUCCACAGACUAUUUCUUUGCCACUGUUGCUAGUCUAUCUAGCUUGAAGGUUCUGUCUUUGGUUUCUCUUGGCUUCUCGGGGCCACUGCCUGAAAGUAUUGGUCAGUUAUCUUCACUUGAGAUAUUAAAUGCAAGUUCAAACUAUUUCAGUGGCUCCAUUCCAGCAUCUCUUUCAUAUUUGAAGAGCCUUCAGACACUGAUUCUGGACCAUAACAAGUUCAGUGGUGAAGUUCCUGGUUGGGUAGGUUUCCUUCCAGCUUUGGCUGUGUUGAGCUUGAAGAACAACUCCCUUAGUGGGUAUCUACCAAAUUCUCUGACGAGAUUGGAAAGUCUAAGAAUUUUCUCUCUCUCAAAGAAUCACUUAUCUGGACAAGUGCCUGAUCUUCAUAACUUGACCAACCUUCAAGUUCUUGAGUUGGAAGACAAUCACUUUGGACCUGAUUUUCCAGGUUUGCACAACAAGGUGGUGACUCUUGUGCUAAGAAAUAAUAGCUUUCAUUCUGGCAUACCUGCUGACUUAGUCACGUACCAUCAGCUUCAGAAGCUGGACCUCUCCUUUAAUGGAUUUGUAGGACCAUUUUUGCCAUCUUUGUUGUCAAGCCCUCCAAUGAAUUAUCUUGAUAUUUCACAUAACAAAUUUACAGGGAUGCUCUUCGAAAAUAUGUCCUGCCAUGCUGAACUAGCCUAUGUAGAUUUAUCCUCAAAUCUUUUGACUGGAGAGUUACCUACUUGCCUAAACUUGAGCUCAGAGAGCAGAACUGUCCUGUAUGCUAGAAACUGCUUGUCAAACAAAGAACAAGAACAGCAUCCUUUUAACUUCUGUCACAAUGAAGCACUGGCUGUGAAAAUCUUGCCUCGUGAUGAUGUUAAGCAUCAGAGACACGAUAAGGAAGUUCUUGCAUCAAGUACUAUGGGAGGAGUAGUUGGAGGAAUUGCAAUUGUUGGCUUGGUUUUCUUGUUUGUCAAGAGGGUAUAUAGUAAGGAUGAUGUGAAAAAACCCCAAACAAGGAUACUCGUGAGGAAUUUGUCAUCAGUGAACACAGUGAAACUUCUUUCAGAUGCAAGGCACAUAUCACAAACAAUGAAGCUUGGAGCUAGCCUUCCUAAUUAUCGAACCUUUUCUCUGGAGGAGCUCAAGGAGGCAACAAAUAACUUCGAUGCCUCGAACUUACUUAGUGAAGAUUCAAACAGUCAGAUGUAUAAAGGAAAGCUCAAUGAUGGAAGUCUUGUUGCUAUUAGAAGCUCAAAAGUCAGGAAAAAGAUCAGCCAACGUACCUUUACCCACCAUAUUGAGUUGAUUUCAAAACUCAGACAUAACCACUUGAUCAGUGCUCUGGGACACUGCUUUGAUUGCUGCCAGGAUGAUUCCAGCACCAGCAGAAUAUUUAAUAUAUUUGAGUUUGUUCCAAAUGGGACUCUUAGAGACUACAUCUCUGGAAUUCCAGAGAACAAGCUGAAAUGGCCACAAAGAAUAGGAGCUGCUAUUGGAGUUGCAAGGGGUAUUCAAUUCCUGCACACGGGGAUUGUCCCGGGUGUAUUUCCAAACAAUCUGAAGAUAACAGAUGUCCUAUUGGACCAUGAUCUGCUUGUAAAACUCUGUAGCUACAACCUGCCACUACUCACUGAGGGAUCGGUGGGCGCUGCAGUUUCUUCUGGAACAAAACAAAAUUUUGGGACAAGGGAUAGACAUGAGGAUAAGGAGGACAUCUAUGACUUGGGAGUAAUCUUAGUUGAAAUCAUUUUUGGAAGGCCAGUGGUUAAAAAUGAAGUCAUCGUCUCAAAAGAUCUGUUAAAAGUAAGCAUGACAGUUGACGAUGUAGCUCGAAGGAAUAUUGUUGAUCCAGCAAUUAACAAGGAGUGCUCAGAUGAAUCUCUAAAGAUAAUGAUGGAGAUAUGUAUUAGAUGUCUUUCCAAAGAGCCAUCUGAUAGACCAUCAGUUGAUGAUGUGCUUUGGAACUUGCAUUUUGCAGCACAAGUUCGGGAGCGUUCCAGAACAAGUUAGAACUGAAUGUCUCAUGUUCGUAACUGUAACUUUAUCUACUUCCUAUAUUUUCCAAGAAUUUGAUGAUCAAUUUAGUCCUCUUGUACAAGUCUGAUUUCCCAUGUAUGGCAUAUGACUAUCUGUAGUUUCAAAGUCCAAUCUCAUGCUACAUCGUACUUCCAGGGGCCAGAAUAGUUCAUGCUUAUUAUGAGACGCUA